This is a messenger RNA of Galendromus occidentalis (western predatory mite), 663 nucleotides long. RefSeq lists its product as uncharacterized. The transcript has 4 exons. Bases 310 to 663 code for a protein of 117 amino acids. Lineage: Eukaryota; Metazoa; Arthropoda; Arachnida; Mesostigmata; Phytoseiidae. The record is from RefSeq and is a predicted model, not a curated record.
ACCAGCAGCAGCUGCAGCAACGAGAUAGAGCCGUUGUGUGGAGGAGAGUCCACGAUGUGUGCUGUGGUGCGAUCGGCAACUUGAGCUGUUACUUGUUCUUCGGAAUCAGUGAUUGGACUCCAGAGUGUCUCGAGUGAAAGUCCACUGAUGUCAUCGUCGAUGAACUUCAUCACUAACUUACUAUCACUCGUAUUCCCAAUGGUAUUUUCGCCGCCGACUCCGUUGUCGUCGUUGUAAGCACGACGGACAGAAUGUUCUCAAAUUCGAGUGCCGUUCGAUGGAGAAACGAGCUCACUUAGAGAAGAUACUAUGAAACUCGGUUUCCAAAAGAAGCGUGGGCUCUGUACGCUUCUGUUAAUCCUCUGUUGCAAUUCGAGCUGGAGUCUGAAUCCGAGGCGAGGCGACCCCUCUCGGCAGACAGACCACUUCUGUCUGCGUGAGGAGUUUCAUCAACUCUGGAAUCCACCGGUGACGAACGUCUGUUGUAUAUACGACUUUGUAGAUAAACGAGAAAUAGAGAAGGAGUCGGAGCAGAUUGAUGCGGCCCUCCAGCGAAAUAGUGAGAUGAACGUCAGUGUAGUGAGAAGUUUAGAAACAAAGAAUGACGUCCCUGUCAGCCAGUCUGACGACGCGGUUGUGACCCAAGUCGAAUCGACUACUUGA